CGAAGAUGUCCGCGCCGCCAUGGCGUACACAUUUCCAUAUACCUACUACUCAUGCUCCUGCCACGAGACACGAAUCUCCCCGGGAGCUUCGAAACGCUCGUCGCACCCGCCUCCCGCCGAGGACGAAGAAGACGAACAGACGUUCGAUCCCAAGAACCCCCGGUCCAACUACUCUCUCUACCCGCUCGAACAUCUGCUGUACUGUGAGGACUGCCGCCAGAUACGAUGUCCACGAUGCGUAAUAGAAGAAACGUUGAAUUGGUUCUGCCCGAGCUGCCUUUUUGAGGUGCCCAGCUCGGUGGUGAAGAGCGACGGAAACAGAUGCACGAGGAACUGCUACAACUGCCCCGUAUGCAGCGCACCGAUGCCCGUAGCCUCGCUGGAGGAUCCCGCCAACCCCUCACCGAACGGGGGGCCCUUCAUCCUCUCCUGUCCGUACUGCCACUGGUCGACCGCAGAGAUCGGCAUCGAGUUCGACAAACCCACGGGCAUCACCAGCCAACUUGCCCGCAUCGCCAACGGCGGCAACCCCAUGCCCACGCAAAAGGACAAGGACAAGGAACGCGACCGACGGAAAGAAUCCGAAAGCCGCAAACUUCAGGACCUACUACUAUCCGGCACGUCCUCAUCCUCCGCCGCCGACUCAUCUGCUGCCUCCACUUCCUUCGACGACAUCUACGCCAGCACCUCGGGCCCCACGCACGACGACCUCUUCUCCAACCUCUCGGCAUUCUACAAAUCGCAAUUGGCGCUGCAGACCCCCUCGAACCCCUUCUCCCCGCACAUGGACCUCAACUUCGCCUCGCCCUCGUCCUUCUCGCGCAUCAUGAACCUCUACUCCUCGACCGUCUCCAAGAAGCAGAAACGCGACAAACCGGUCCCCAUGCGCGAAGCCGCCUCCGCCCUCGAAGGCCUACGCAUCCAUUCCCCUUCCACCGACGUCGACACCAUCGAGCGCCUCCGGAAAGAAGGAUGGAACGCCAGUGUGUCACCCGCCCAGCGUCUCGCGCAGCCGAACCCGAAUGUACGCCUGGCGUCCGAGCUGAGGCCAGUCGCGACGCUGCUCUGCACGAAGCGCGGCAAGCGGUGCGCGACGUGCCGACACAUAUUGUCGAAACCCGAGGCCAAGAUCACGAGCACGCGGUACAAGAUCAAGUUGUUGGCGCUGAACCAUGUGCCCAGGAUCAGCGUGCGGUGGUUGUCUCCUACGCCCGCGGCGGCGUCGACGACAACGAUCAACUCUACCUCGUCGUCCUUUGGAUCCGGGAUGCCGAAUCCAGCAAGUGUAGGCGCACCAUCAGCGGCGGCGGGGACGUUUGAUUACGAGAACAUCAAACCCGGGAUCCCGACGCAUUUCAUCUUACACGUGUCCAACCCCUUGUUCGAUCCCAUUCGCGUCACGCUCGCGACUCCGAGCAUUACCCCCGGAAAACUGCAGUCGCGCGUCACGCUGCUGUGUCCGCAGUUUGAAGUCGGGGCUAAUACGGACGUCUGGGACGAUGCGUUGGGGGGUGGUGGGAGGAAGGGAAGUGUUUCCGUGGGUGCCGGCGGGGGGGAUGGACAGAUUGAGGCGGGUAAAGUGUGGGAUCGGGGACGCAAUUGGACGAGUGUGGUUAUGGAGAUUGUGCCUGGGUUGGGGGUAACGGGUUCGGGUGCUGGUGAUGACGAUGACAAUGACAAUGACGACGAAGAGUUGGAUGAGGAUGACGCUGUGUUGGAGAUUCCCAUUUUUGUUCGCAUAGAGUAUGAGACGGAGGUUGGGGCGGAGGAAGGCAGGAUCGGGAUGGGUCCUGGGGAGAGGGGUGGCAAGGGAGGGGAGGCUCAACAGGUGCAGAGGGAGAAGAGGGAGGAGGCGUUUUGGACGGUCGUGGGUGUGGGGAGGGUGCUGCUGUUUUGAUGAUGGACUUUGUAUGUGAACGGACGGUGAAGAACAGGGAGGGGGAAGGUUGUCAUGGUAGCGUAUUCGAUGAGCAUUAUACCCCUUUAUUUCUACUUAUAUGAAUAAAU
Westerdykella ornata is the source of this 2007-nucleotide messenger RNA. RefSeq lists its product as uncharacterized. The transcript has 3 exons. Gene Ontology annotation, cellular component: dynactin complex. The record is from RefSeq and is a predicted model, not a curated record. Lineage: Eukaryota; Fungi; Ascomycota; Dothideomycetes; Pleosporales; Sporormiaceae. Bases 20 to 1897 code for a protein of 625 amino acids.